Molecule: messenger RNA, 1674 nt
Organism: Maudiozyma barnettii
Lineage: Eukaryota; Fungi; Ascomycota; Saccharomycetes; Saccharomycetales; Saccharomycetaceae
Gene: DLD2
Product: D-lactate dehydrogenase
Exons: 1
Coding region: 1-1674 (557 amino acids)
Cellular component (GO): mitochondrion
Molecular function (GO): catalytic activity; FAD binding
Source: RefSeq, a predicted model, not a curated record
AUGUUGAAAUUAUCGAGAACUGCAGUGAAAAACUGCAAGUUAUUGUCCGUAUUUAAGAGAUCAUUAACGUGCUCCCCUAAUGUGAGACUAUCAUCAUCUCUUUUAGUAUCAAAUUGUAAUUCAAUUAAAAAAACUUUCACUCCAAUUAAUUGUGCUGGUAGUAUUCGUUCUUAUUCAAAUGGUCCAAAUGCUGUCAAAUUGACAUCUGAGGUUUAUCCAAAUGUUCAUAGAAAUAAUCACUAUAAAAAAUUAAGUUCUGAUGAUUUAGAAUAUUUCAAUUCAAUCUUAUCAAAGCAAGAAAUUAUGUAUACUGGCACGGGAAAUAAUUUGCAAGAAUUGGAUUUAUAUAACGAAGAUUGGAUGAAAAAAUAUAAAGGUCAAUCUCAUUUAGUAUUAAAACCAAAAUCUGUCGAAAAGAUUUCGUUAAUUUUAAAUUAUUGUAAUGAAGAAAAAUUAGCGGUGGUACCUCAAGGUGGGAAUACUGAUCUUGUAGGUGCAUCAGUUCCUGUAUUUGAUGAAAUUAUUCUUUCUUUAAAUAAUCUUAAUCAAAUUAGAGAAUUCGACCCUGUAAGUGGGAUCUUAAAAUGUGAUGCAGGUGUGAUCUUAGAAAAUGCAGAUAAUUAUUUAAGAGAACAUGAUCACAUUUUCCCAUUGGAUUUGGGCGCUAAGGGUUCCUGUCAUGUUGGUGGUGUUUGCGCUACAAAUGCAGGUGGGUUAAGAUUAUUAAGAUAUGGUUCACUACAUGGUUCUGUCUUAGGUUUAGAAGUAGUCAUGCCUAAUGGUGAUAUUGUUAGUAGUAUGCAUUCUUUACGUAAAGACAAUACAGGUUAUGAUUUAAAACAAUUGUUUAUUGGUGCUGAAGGUACUUUGGGGAUUAUUACUGGUGUAUCUAUCUUGACUCAACCAAAACCCCAAGCAAUUAAUGUUAGUUUCCUUGCAGUGCAAAACUAUGAAGCUGUUCAAAAAGUGUUUGUUAAGGCUAAGAAGGAAUUGGCUGAAAUCUUGUCUGCUUUUGAAUUUAUGGAUCAAAGAUCUAUUCAAUUGACCAAAAAACAUAUUGAAAAGGAUACACCUUUCCCCUUAGAAGAAGAAUAUCCAUUUUAUAUUCUUAUCGAAACUUCAGGCUCCAAUAAAGCUCAUGAUGAUGCAAAAUUGGAGACCUUCUUGGAGAGCGCUAUGGAAUCCGAGAUCGUCAUUGAUGGUACAAUUGCUCAAGAUGAAACUGAAUUACAGAAUUUAUGGAAAUGGAGAGAAAUGAUCCCCGAAUCAAGUCAAUGUCAAGGGGGUGUAUAUAAAUAUGAUGUCUCUUUGCCAUUAAAGGAUCUAUAUUCUUUGGUCGAAGUAGUAAACAAGAAAUUGGUUGAGGCAGAUUUGUUAGGGAGUGCUCCAAAACCUGUCAUUGCUGCUGUAGGGUACGGUCAUGUUGGUGAUGGAAAUUUACAUUUGAACGUUGCUACAAGACUAUACUCCAAGGAAAUUGAAUGCACUUUGGAACCAUUUGUUUAUGAAUAUGUAUCCUCUAAGCAUGGAUCAAUUAGUGCAGAACACGGUCUAGGGUUCCAAAAGAAAAAUUAUAUUUCAUACACAAAGAGUGAGCCAGAGAUUAAAAUGAUGAAGGAUUUAAAGAAACAUUAUGAUUCAAAUGGUAUCAUGAAUCCAUAUAAAUUUAUCUGA